CUGACACGCAGUUGGUGAUAUGCAAAAGCACUGACGCAGUUGUUGUGGUCGUCGUCAGGGGGCGUCAUCAUACCGGUGUGAUCGCUGGCUUGAUUCUCGACCAGUCAGUACUAGUUGCUGACCAUCACAUUCUCUCUGCUCUUUCGUUUCGGUUCAUUCUUUCUGGCUCUGUGUACUUCGUCUUCGCGUCUGUCUCCCUUUCUACCAUGGCUUUCUCAACUGUAGGAAAAGUCAAAGCCACUGCCCACGUCCUCAUACUCGUUCUGAAUCUGGUCGUUCUGGUGCUUUCCACCCGAGUAAACCUGUUCCAAGACUUCUUCUUUGUCGCCGACAAGUUCCCGUUCAUUCUUUCCAUUGUCACCGCGAUUGUCCUAGGGUCGAUGACCCUGCUCGACUUGGUCUCCAGCACGGCCUUCACGGGCCGACCGCAGUUUGAGGUCGGCGUUUUCGCCGUGUUGGGCAUUUUCUGGCUCGAACUCCAGCGUUCAAUGCGUUUUCAACGUCGCGCUGGAGGAUGGUGCCGACAGAUUGCAGCGUUAUCCCCAGUGCUUUCCCGGAUGACAUCCAAUGGUGCCACGAACUCGGUGCAUUGCGGGCAUUCGUUUGGCUUGAAUGGGUGAUCAUGACCAUCACUUGUCUCGCGACUUUGAGAUACUCCGUCACUCAAAAUACGCGGGGCCACAAACACAUCUUUAAGAUGCCGUUCUCACGUUACUCGCCGACGAUCGUCAUGCACCCGUCGUUCAACUACUACGCGCAGGAUUCGCGGUAUCAGUUCAAAGCUUGAGCAGGGCUCAAGAUCGCGAUGGGAUUGGGUUGCGGUCAACUCCGCUGGUGCAACAAGUUGCAAGUGUCCUGGAGGCACUUGGUGUCACGCGCGCGCUGAAUCUUCGGGUUUUCAUGUUGUUUUCUAUAUGUUUGUAUCAUACCCUUCCGGAACCUUUUCCUCGUCGGAAAGCUGUAUCAAAGAACGAAUUUGGCGUCUGGAAAGGUGGUCAUCUGCGUAAACAGAAGCCUGGAAGGUCUGCGUCGGCGCAACCGAGCACGAUCUCGUGCCAGAUCUCGUGAUCGGAGGCGAAGAUCAAGUCGCUUCUUCGAGGUUGCUCCAAACCGUUCUUGCUGCGCCAAAGUUCGCCAGCCUCUGCUUUGACUCCUCUAAACGGGAAUUUAUGCACGGGGUGGACCCCUCCAUCCCAAGUAUGUAUGAGAAAGGCCGACACCGACAUUCAUCACCUGUAGGCACCCCGUCGGAUAUACACGCAGAGCCACUGCUUCGCCGCGGUUCAUUCCAAGGACACUGUCAGAUAGAUGCCCCUUCUUUCACUCGUGGAUACCCCCAUGACCCAGUGGAUCACCCAUGGAUGGGUAUAUAACUGGGUCCGGGACUGGUGCCAUGUGCCGACAUCGCGCACUUGGUUAGAACUUCCGAUGCGGCUCCGCAACAUCGCACUGAACACCGUGCUUGGGACCGCCGCUGUCGUCGGCACGCUUGGUGUCCCUGCAAACUUCCCACGCAGCGGAAAUGGCCUCUGGUUCUCGAAUGUGGGGAAAGUGUGGUCCUUGGAUUAUCUGCCAGUGGGGAACGGAUAUCUGGCUGCGAUGACGCCGGGUGGGACGGUACAGGAAAGCAUGCAACUGAACAUCGAGAGUCUUUGGUCCGGCGGCCCUUUCCAAGAUCCAACAUACAAUGGAGGCAACAAACAAGCCGACCAACUCCAGGAGAUGGCAUCGGCUAUGCAACAGUAUCGCUCGGCGAUUUUCGCCAGUAAAACGGGGGACAUUGCCAAUAUAACAACCCUGACUACCGAUGCCGGAGCGUACGGGUCGUAUGUUGGUGCUGGUUAUCUGGUAUCGACGCUCGACCUGUCCGGGAACCAGACCAACGUUGUUCGAUGGCUCGACCUUGACCAGGGUUGCCCGGAACACGUGGACGCAAUCGGGCCCUGGCUUCACUCGGUGUGUUCAGACAUAGCAUCUACAGAGUGUAGACUCAACCGAUGCAGGGAGACCUUCUGUUCUCAUCCGACUGAGUCAUGCACACAUCAUAUCUCUUCAACUGGAAAGCAUCUGCCCCUCACAACCUUCGCGUUUUCUUCGGCGCUCGAAUCCGGUCUCCCCACACCCAACAUCACGUGUCUGGACUCGCAUACACUGAGAGUGCGGGGAACAGCUGGCGAGCCGGGUAUGCUGUAUGAGAUACUCGGACAAGUGAUGAGCUCCGGAGGGACUGUUGCCUGCUCGGCAAGCUCAUCCCCAGCGAACGCCACAAUUUCAGUGACCGGAGCGUCCGAAGCCUGGAUCACAUGGGUCGGAGGAACGGAAUAUGACCAAAACGCUGGAGACAAGGCCCACGGCUUCUCGUUCCAGGGACCUGAUCCGCACUCUGCGCUUGUGCAACUCAUCGGCAAGCUCCCGACGUCUUACACCUCGCUUCGGGCAGCGCACUUUGCAGACUUUGAUGGGGCGCUCAACAAGUUCUCGCUGUCGUUGGGCACCGUAGGCUCGGAGUGGAAGAGCAAGUCGACGGAUCAGAUCGUCGCGAGUUAUCAAGUCGACCAAGGGGACAUCUAUCUCGAGUGGCUGAUGUUCAACUUUGGAAGAUAUCUGCUUGGGAGCAGCGCCCGGGGUGUGCUUCCGGCUAACUUGCAGGGGAAAUGGGCGCUCAGUACGGGGAACCCAUGGAGUGCAGACUACCACUCAAACAUCAACAUACAAAUGAACUACUGGUCGGCAGAAAUGACGAACUUGGAUGUCUCUGGGCCGCUGUUCGAUUACUUCGAAAAAAACUGGGCUCCGCGGGGAGCCGAGACCGCUCAAGUGCUGUACAACAUCUCGAGAGGCUGGGUCACACAUAACGAAAUGAAUAUUUUUGGCCACACGGGAAUGAAGGCCGACUCCAGUGUCAAUGCGAUGUGGGCCAAUUAUCCUGAAUCUUCAGUCUGGAUGAUGCUACACGUCUUCGACCACUUCGAUUACACGAACGAUCUGGCAUGGUUGCGGACACAGGGAUACCCCCUGCUGAAAUCCGUCGCGUCUUUCCAGCUCGACAAAUUGAUUCCGGAUCUCCGAUUCAACGAUGGCACAUUGGUCGUUGCGCCGUGCAACUCGCCGGAACAGGCGCCUAUCACGCUGGGGUGUGCUCACGCGCAACAGAUCGUGUGGCAGCUGUUCAACGCCAUUGAGAAGAGUUGGCCAUAUGCCGGUGAUAGCGACACCGCUUUCCUGGCCGAGGUGCAGGCGAAACGAGCGCAGAUGGACAAAGGCCUGCAUGUCGGAUCUUGGGGCCAGCUGCAAGAGUGGAAAGUGGACCAGGACGCCCCGAACGAUACGCAUCGCCAUCUGUCGCAUCUGAUUGGCCUGUAUCCCGGUUAUGCCAUCAGCAACUACGACGGUCAGGGGCUGUACUCGAGAGAGCAGAUUCUGUCGGCUGCUGAAACGAGCCUGAUCCACCGGGGGAACGGCACUGGCCCCGAUGCGGAUGCCGGCUGGGCCAAGAUGUGGCGGGCGGCGGCAUGGGCUCAGCUGGGCGACCCCGCCAAGUUCUACCACCAACUGACGUAUGGGAUCUACGAGAACUUUGGGCCGAAUCUGUUCAGCCUGUACGACCCAGCUGAUGCGGAUCCCAUAUUUCAGAUCGAUGCGAACCUGGGCUUGCCGGGUGCGGUGCUGAACGCCAUCAUCCAGGCUCCAGACGUCCCCACUCGCGACACGCCCUUGAAAAUCACUCUUCUUCCUGCUCUCCCACAACAGUGGCACACAGGUUCAAUCAAAGGUGCUCGCAUCCGCGGUGGAUUGGGCCUCGAUUUCGAAUGGGAAGGAGGUCAGCCGAAACGGGUCAACAUCAGUCUCGAUGCGCAGAUUAUACCAAGACCAGUCCAAGUCUGGCACGCCAACAAGCUGGUCGCACAAUUCGAGACGAGCGGUGGAAUGCAUAUGACCAUUACACGGUUUACAUAGUUUGUUGCUGUUUAAAUAGUUUCUGUGUUAUGAUCACACGCUGUAUUCGACCACCAAAGACUGAGGGAACGGAACCACAUCAGACUUAGAGUCGAUGUACCAUUGCUGAGCUGCCCCGUGCACACUCUCCGUGAACCGAUUCAGCACUCCAGAUGUGCCAGGCGCCCGUUUCAGAUCUUUCAGCCUCAGAAUCUCGCUCACCACCCGCGGGACAGUCGACUCAAAGAACGGCGCAGACACGAGCCCGUGCUCCCCGAUGCCAAGCAACGGCUUUUCCAUGCCGGCACUGGCGUCUUUGAUGCUGGCAAACACCCGC
Molecule: messenger RNA, 4273 nt
Organism: Mycena citricolor
Lineage: Eukaryota; Fungi; Basidiomycota; Agaricomycetes; Agaricales; Mycenaceae
Source: the annotation of a GenBank genome assembly